AUGUAUGAACUGGUACUAAUUGCUCGCACAAAAGUCAAUUCAAUGUCCAUAGCAACGGGUGUACUACAAGCUGAAAAGGCUAAACACAAACAGUUGCUAAAGCAAUGUGCAAUGCAUGUGUUGGAUAACAAUGGUGUAGUUAGGCAGUUUAUCAAUCUGGGCAAAAAAGAUCUGCCUUAUCGCAUGAAACGACAUCAAGAAAUCCAUGCUAAAGGAGCAUAUUUCACCAUGCAGUUCGAUGCUUCUCCUUUGGUCAUGAAGAGUCUUUCUUCAUCACUUGCACUCAACGAAGAUGUGAUUAGACAUACAGUUAUUAAUUGUGGAGAUUCACUCGAGGCUGUUACGACACAUAUUGCUGCAGAGAAACUUUAA
Molecule: messenger RNA, 372 nt
Organism: Batrachochytrium dendrobatidis JAM81
Lineage: Eukaryota; Fungi; Chytridiomycota; Chytridiomycetes; Rhizophydiales
Exons: 3
Coding region: 1-372 (123 amino acids)
Biological process (GO): translation
Cellular component (GO): mitochondrial small ribosomal subunit; ribosome
Molecular function (GO): structural constituent of ribosome; small ribosomal subunit rRNA binding
Source: RefSeq, a predicted model, not a curated record